UGUGCGAAAUAAUUUUCCACCAUUAUUCGACCAAUCGCAUGCGGCGAUCGUAAUCCAGAACCAUCGAACGGAUGCUGGGGUGCUGCCGAUGCCUUGAGCGCGGGUUGCGAUGCUUCGUGGCGUGUGCGGCCUUCGUUAAUGCAUGUCUGUCGUGGGUGUCAGCAUGCUUCCUGUAUCCAUACACGUGUCUGCACAACUGGAGGCAAGAUCGAUCUCUCCAGCUCAAAACGCAUCACGAAUGGUACUUCUUGCUGUGGCGGUGUACGUUCCCGCUGCUGACGCUGCUGCUCGUGGUGGGUGUGAGUGCACUGGGUCGUCUCGGUGGUGUCGUCGGGUAUGCACUAAGCGCGGGCCCGGUGUGGUUCUACUGCAUGCUGAUCGUGCUGGCGACGCCUUUCUUGUUGAUGUUUCGGUUUCCCAACUUCCAUCCAGGCAUGGUCACAACGUUCUGGAAGGUGCUAUUUUUGUGCAGCGCAUUCAUCAGCGUCAUCGAGGUGUUCGUGUGGACCGGCGGCAAGUCGCAAUAUGCACACCACCACCACCACCACGGCAGCAGCAUGAUGGGCCAGCGCAAACUCAGCUGGCUGUUGGGUAAUCUCCUGUUUGGCAUCGUCGGGUUCAUCGGCGUGCCCUUCUUCUUCUCGCUGCAGCCGCGCGUCCGCAUCGACUCGUCCGAAGUCCAAGACGACGCCGCCGCCGCCCUAGUCUCGCUGCCCACUUCCCCGUCUGGCCACGUGGCAUCCACGUCGUUGGACUCGCCCAAAUCGGACGACAAACCAGACGUAGGAUUCAAUCCUCACGCUGGCAUGGCGGGCAAAAUGGCGCGUCCGUCGGCGGCCGCCCUCGGACUUGUGCUGCUCAUAACCGUAUGCGCCUACUUCCCCAUCAAGAAACCGUCCGCCCCGGCUCGCGCCAACGCCGUGGACGUGUACUGGGGUCUCGCUUACCUUUUGUCGCCGAUGUUUCUUGUGUGGCUCGUUGUGCAUACCCGUGAAACAAUCCAUGGCGGCGAAUUCAAUCUGGUGGUGCUGUUCACGGUUGUGCUCACCCAUGUGCCUCUAUUUGUCGGCCACUUGAGUCUGGCGCUGUUUUCCGUGGUGGAUCACCAUCCCACGCCCGUAGCCAAGCUCGCCAUCUCAUGCCUCUUCCUCGGGCUUAUGCAGCUGUACUUUUACGUCGUGACCAAAGUCAUCCAGGGCUUUGCGCCACCUUAUACCCACCCGUCGCUGCUGUACGUGGGCCAGCUCUACUUUUACGUGUUCUGGUACCUGCUCGUGGGCUCGGACGGCCCCAUCGACGUCGUGUACUUUGCCAUGCUCGCCCUAAGUAACCUGCAUGUGGUUAUGGCCAACACGGGAAUAUACACAGACACGGUGCACACGUUGUCUGUGUCGUGCUGGCAGCACCCGACGACCCAAUUCGCAUCGCUGUGCGCGGGCUCGUCCGUGCAAGUGUGUUUUCGAGCGAUUCAGCCGCCCAGACUCGCCACAACCCCCAUGGCGUCGUCGCCGUCGUUGUUUUCCACCGAAGGAGACGUUUCUAACGACUCGGUCGUCCAUCGACGGAGCUUGGCGUAUGAAAACGUGAUCGAUCCUCAGCAUGGUCAUUUGAGCGUACUCUCAAGAGGAGAUGCCUCCAUGGAGCUCCAGCAGCUGUACUUUCUCAUGAAGUUGGCCGAACAAGAUCACAUGGCGGACACGAGCGCGCUGAUUUUAGUGCCGUCUUUGCUCACUUGGCUCGCUUGGAUGGAAGCAAAGGAGACGCCGAUGACAGCAAGCUUGCUCAACAUGUGGCUGCGUUGCGUGCUCAUGUUUGGGGCGCGGGUGGCAGGGUCGUUUUUGUCGCGCGAGAUCUUUGCUUACAAGAUGCAGAAACGGCAUCCCACAUUGAACAGUGCCAACGCCGUGGACCGCCUGCGGGUGCAGCGCAUCAUGCUUGGGGACUUCCGAAGGCAGUUCUGGUACCUCGCAGCGGCGACCACCGUCGUAGUGUUUGGAUGCUUUGACAAGGCUGGAUGGCCCUCUAGAUAUGCGUUUUACACGACGCCCUAACAUAUUCAAAACAAAGCCAUAACAUAUUCAAUACAGAGC
This is a messenger RNA of Aphanomyces astaci, 2090 nucleotides long. RefSeq lists its product as hypothetical. The coding region runs from base 72 to 2051 and encodes 659 amino acids. The record is from RefSeq and is a predicted model, not a curated record. Lineage: Eukaryota; Oomycota; Saprolegniomycetes; Saprolegniales; Verrucalvaceae. The transcript has 6 exons.